Molecule: messenger RNA, 3629 nt
Organism: Cherax quadricarinatus
Lineage: Eukaryota; Metazoa; Arthropoda; Malacostraca; Decapoda; Parastacidae
Source: RefSeq, a predicted model, not a curated record
AAUUGUUGUUUAUUUCCCAGAAAUUUGGCAUAAAAAACACGGUCGUAAGUCGAGUGGUCGUAAGUCGAGCAGGUCGUAAGUCGGAUGGUAGGUGUAAUACCAUCAAGAUGAAAUUAAGACACAUGCGCAACACCUUGGCAUCUCCAUCGUAGACGUUUCGCCAUCCAGCCAGCCACUGGCUAUAUAUAGCCGUCCUGCUCCACUUCUGGUGAUCCUGGCACCAAAAAAUGGCAUUUGUAGUGUCAGUAUUGCAGGUCAUCCUGGUACAAGAGGCUGGCACUUGUAGUGUUAAUGCUGCAGUUUAUCCUGGUACAAGAGGCUGGUAUGUGUAGUGUCAGUACUGCAUUUCAUCUUGGUACAAGAAGCUGGUACUUGUAGUGUUUGCACUGCAGGCCAUUCUGUCCUUACUUUUAGUUACUGUGGAACAAGAAGCCAAGAAACAGGAAGUUGAAGUGUCAGUACUACAUGUUAACUUGGUUCAAGAGGUUGACACAUGUAGUAUCAGUACUGCAGGUCUUCCUGAUGCUUGCAGUAUCAAUAAUGCAGGUCAUGAUGGCACAAGAAGUUAGCACUAGUAGUGUCAAUAUCAGUGUUAGAAAUGUUCUGUAAAUUUUGUAAUUAAUAUAAAGUUACAGCACUAAAUACAAUGAUGGUAAUAUAAUGGCAGCACUAACUACAUUGUUAAUAAUAGUGACAAUAACUAUAGGGGGAAUAAUACAGUAACAACGCUAGUUAUAUUUGAUUAUAGAGUGACAAAGUUACCUAGAGUGUUAAUGAUAAGUAACAACACAAAACUACAAUGAUAUUAACUCAGUGACAACUCUUUAGUGUAAAUACAGUGACAACACUACAGUAUUAAUUCAGUGAUAUUACAGUGUUAAUACAGUGACAACACCAGUGUUAAUAUAGUGACAACAAUAAUUAUAGUGUUAAUAGUCACAACACUGUAACAACAGUUUUGGUAAUACAACAUUUACAGUGCCAACAACAGUGUCAUAAGGUUAAUGUGUCACAAACCGUGAAAUAUCUCUUAGUGUCUUCCUCAUGUUCCUCAGACACUGCACUACUUUCACAGGUUUAGUGCUUGUUAUAUUUAUAAUAAAAUAUUACAAAUAUUUUUUUUUCAGUGUAAUAAAAUAUUCUACUUAAGUAAUUUAAUUAAUGUGAGAAUAUUAUCAUUUACUCUAUCUAAAAUACUUAAAAAACAAUGCGUUGAAGCAACACUAUGUACAGUUGUUCAUGAAGGAGACCAACUAAAUCAGCAUUCACAUGAAAAUGAAUGUGUUGAAGCAAAAUAAUGUACAGUUUAUGUAAGAGACACUAAAUUAACAUUCACAUUAAAAACAAUGUGUUGAAGCAUCACAGUGCACAGUUGUUAACCCUUUCACUGUUGGUGAUGUAGUGGUACAGCUUACAAGCCAGGGUUAAUGACGUACUAAUACUCCAAAAUUCUAGAAGCUUCAACUCUAACUUGAGAAACAUAGUAGACCUACAUGUGAGAGAAUGGGUCUGCAUGGUCAUGUGUGCAGUAUAAAAAAAAUCCUUCAGCAUGCAGUGCAUAAUGAGAAAAAAACUCUGACAGUGUUUUUGGUUUAAAACGCCAACUUUGAGGUGGAUUUUCUUAUGGUAUUUAUGGUUGUAUUCUGCUUUUCUUGGUCGCAUUUGAUAGAAUGGAAGAUAUAUUAAAGAAAUAGAGAUGAUUUUGAUUGGCUUCACGAUGAAAAGUACCUUGAAAUUGAGCUCAAUGUAGCAGUAAUGUUCGAUUUUUGCCGAUAUUCAAGAGUAAACCAUCCAAUCUGUCCAACUGGCCAGUAUAAUGGGCAGUCAUGAAUGGGUUGAUAUUAAUUAUACAAUUAUUACAAUAAUGCGGUAGUCUACAUGACAGUAAAUCUAUUUUUUGGGGGAAUAAAAAAUUAAUGUCUGCAUUGUUUAUUCUGGACCAUAUUUUGAAAUUGGCAUCUUUUGAAAUUUGUGUGAAAUUGGCCAAACUGCCAAUUUCUGACCACUUUAUUGGGUAGUUGAAAUCAGUAAAUGGGCUAUUUCUUGCACUCAAUAGAUAGAACAAAUAGAGUUCUAGCAAAAUAGCUAUGAGUUUGGUCGACUGGAACAAUGGAAUUGGAUGAAAAUAGGGCGAGAGCGUAAUUCUGUAAAUUUUCCAUCAGAUUUCAUAGUUUUGGUGUCAUUACCAUCGGGAAAAGAGUCUUUUAUCAUUUCAUAAAAAAUUUUUUUUUUUUUUUAAUUUUUCGACACUGAGAGGAAGUUUGUGAGCAGGGGUCUCGACAGUGAAAGGGUUAAUGAAUCAGGCACAUUAUAUCAACAUUCACACUCGCUAAAACAAUCUUCCUUACAACUACCUCACUGUGUAUCUGUGACAACAUUUAUGAUUGGCAAAAUAAAAAUUCUAUAUUCAGUGUCUAAAAGAGAUUUCUCAAAAAAAGAAUUUAGUUCAAAGUAUGAAAACUCAUACUGAAGAGAAACCAUGUCAGUGUUCAGGAUGUCCAAGAGACUUCUGAAAAAUCUUAUUUAGUAAGUCAUAUAAAAGCUCAUACUGAUGAGGAACCAUAUAAGUGCCCAGACUGUGUAAAAGACUAUUCUCUUAAAAAUGAUUUAGUAAGACACAUGAGAACUCAUACUGAAGAGAAACCAUAUCAGUGUUCAGAAUGUCUGAAGGACUUUAAUAAAAAAUCACAUUUAGUAAGUCAUAUGAGAACUCAUACUGGAGAGAAAUCAUAUCAGUGUUCAAAAUGCCUAAGAGACUUUUCUGAUAUAUCAAGUUUAGUUAGUCACAUGAGAAUGCAUACUGGAGAGAAACCAUAUCAGUGUCCAGAAUGUCUAAGAAGCGUUUCUCGUAAAAGUGAUUUAGUAAGGCACAUGAGAACUCAUACUGGAGAGAAACCAUAUCAGUGUUCAGAAUGUCUGAAGCACUUUAAUCAAAAGUCACAUUUAGUUAGUCACAUGAGAACGCAUACUGGAGAGAAACCAUAUCAGUGUCCAGAAUGUCUAAGAAGCGUUUCUCGUAAAAGUGAUUUAGUAAUGCACAUGAGAACUCAUACUGGAGAGAAACCAUAUCAGUGUGCAGAGUGUCUGAAAGACUUUGCUAGUAAAAGGAAUUUAGUAAGACACAUGAGAACACAUUCCGGAGAGAAACCAUAUCAAUGUUCAGAAUGUCUGAAGGACUUUUCUGAUAAAUCAAAUUUAGUUAGUCACAUGAGAACGCAUACUGGAGAGAAACAAUAUCAGUGUCCAGAAUGUCUAAGAGGCAUUUCUCAUAAAAGUGAUUUAAUAAGACACAUGAGAACUCAUACUGGAGAGAAACCAUAUCAGUGUGCAGAUUGUCUGAAAAACUGUUCUUGUAAAAGGAAUUUAGUAAGACACAUGAGAACUCAUACUGGAGAGAAACCAUAUCAAUGUUCAGAAUGUCUGAAGGACUUUAGUCAAAAAUCAAAUUUAGUUAGUCACUUGAGAACUCAUAAUGGUGAGAAACAAUAUCAGUGUGCAGAAUGACUUGAAUGAAAAAGCAAGUAUGGUAAGACACAUAAGAAGUCAUACUUGAGAGAGAUGUCAGUGUUCAACAUAUUUUAAAAAGUUUUUCCAUACAUCCAAUUUAGUAAAUAAAUCAUAAAAGAGUG